CCAGAAAAGACGGAGCUCCAGGACGAAGCUGCAACUUCAGCAGGAAACACGCACCGAAACCCGAACAGGACUCCCCAGACCUGUGUCCAUGUUCCUGCCCGCUCUGUUACCACCGGGGAAGCUGAGGGGGUUUUGGGAUUGUGGUACACACUGACCAAUGAGAAAGUUUUUAUCAGCUCCAAAGCCCACCGGCUCAGCUGAGAUGCCCUCAAGAGAAGUGAUGCGUGGAUGACGGUGUGAGCCAGAGGAAUUCAAAUCUCGGGCCAAGAUAUCCUCACACGGAUCCAAAAAAAGAAGCCUAUUCUGGUUUACUCGCAAAAAACGUGCAGCCUGCCUCCGUCAAGCCGUCACGAUGCUGAUGCCGGGACCUCUGUGGUUGUGCCUGCUCCUGAUGUGGGUGGGAUGCUGCUAUGCCCACAGCCUGUUUACCUGCGAGCCUAUCAAGGUGCACCGGUGCCUGGGGAUGCCCUACAACAUGACCUUCUUCCCCAAUAUGAUGGAGCACUACGACCAGGACAUUGCAGCUAGUAACAUGGAGCCAUUCAUGCCCCUGGCAAACCUGCGCUGCUCUCCGGACGUCCACCACUUCCUUUGCCAAGCCUUCGUCCCGGCGUGCACCGAGGACAACAAGGUGAUCCGUCCUUGCAGAGAGCAGUGCGAGACUGUCCUGUCCGACUGCAAAGAGAACAUCCGCAUCUUCGGUGUCACCUGGCCUCCAGAGCUGCAGUGUGACAAACUGGACCCAUGUUAUUCCCCCGACGGUUUUUUCGUUCCUGCAACCACUCCGAUGAUCUCCCCCUCAGCUAAGAGAGACCUUGGCUUCUGGUGCCCGCUGCAGUUGAAGACCACUCCAGGUCACGGCUCCUCCUUCCUCGGUGCUCAGGACUGUGCCCCACCCUGCUCCAACAUGUACUUCAAACCCCACGACAUAGAAUUUGCGAAGACCUUCAUCGGCGUGUGCUCCAUCAUCUGCCUGGGCGCCACGCUGUUCACCUUUCUCACUUUCCUCAUCGACGUCAAGCGCUUCCGUUACCCCGAGCGGCCCAUCAUCUUCUACGCCGUCUGCUACAGCUUCGUGUCGCUCAUCUACUUCAUCGGCUUCCUGCUGGGGAACAAUGCAGCCUGCACUAAAGCCACCGCUCCCAGCAGUGUGGACACUGUCGUGAUGGGCUCUCAGAGCAAAGGCUGCACGCUGCUUUUCAUGCUCCUCUACUUCUUUUCCAUCGCUGGGAUUGUCUGGUGGGUCAUACUCACCAUCACCUGGUUCCUGGCCGCAGGACCGAAAUGGAGCUGUGAGGCCAUUGAGAAGAAGGCGGUGUGGUUUCACUCUGCUGCCUGGGGGAUCCCCGGGUCUCUCACUGUCAUGCUGCUGGCUCUGAACAAAGUCGAAGGGGACAACAUCAGCGGAGUCUGCUUCGUUGGGCUCUACGACCUGGACGCCCUGCGCUACUUCGUCCUGGCUCCGCUGUGCGUGGGAGUCAUAGUCGGGCUCUUUCUGAUCCUGGCAGGGAUUGUUUCUCUCAACCAUGUCCGGCAGGUGAUCCAGCACGACGAGCGCAACCAGGAGAAACUCAAGAAGUUCAUGAUCCGCAUCGGUGUAUUCAGCUGCCUCUACCUGGUGCCACUUGUCACACUGUUAGCCUGCUACACCUACGAACAGAGCCACCGCAGCACCUGGGAGAACACCUGGAUCAACGAUCGCUGUCAGGAGUACAGCAUCCCCUGUUCCUAUAAGACGACAGAGCACGACCGCCCUGACCUCACACUCUUCCUGGUCAAAUAUCUGAUGACGCUGGUGGUUGGAAUAUCUGCUGUGUUCUGGGUCACCAGCAAAAAGACCUGCUCUCAGUGGGCCUACUUCUUCAACAGGACUCGCAAGAGAGAUCCCAUCAGCGAGAGCCGGCGAGUGCUGCAGGAGUCCUGCGAGUUCUUCCUCAAGCACAACAACCGCGUGCAGCACAAGAAGCAGCACUACAAGCCCAGCUCCCACAAGCUCAAGGUCAUCUCCAAGUCCAUGGGCACAAGCACCGGCGUCAUGCCCACCAACGCCUCCACCGCCACCAACCAGGGCACCUUCGCAACGGGCAACCACGAAGCCCACGUGCCAGACCACCUGGACAGAGGCACCUCCAGCCGGAGCUCCAGGAGGGAGGGGGGAGAGCGACGCAGCAAAGGGGGGAGUUCCAGCAAGGUCAGCAGCCGCUCGGGGAGCGUGCACAGAGUCGCAGAUGGGAGGAUGACUCCGAGGAACGAGCUGUCAGAUGCCAGGCAAAUUCCCACUGGACCGCAGCUGCAGCAUCCCGCUUUAACUCCACCCCACACCAGCAGCAUAGAGGACUCGGCCCACCAGACGCUGCACAAGGUGCCAGAGGAGAGCAGGGAGCCAAAGGACAGCAGCUGCUGAGACACCGGGGCGUCCCGCAAAAUCCAUCACUUCAUCCAUUCAUCCGUCCUCCGUGACGCUUUCACUGAAGCCAGGCUCGUCUGCUGAUUGAUGAACCUUUUUGUGGCAUCAUAAGUUACACCGUAUAGAAAACAGCAUGAAUCCAGUAUUACUAAGUAGGUUUUAGUGUUAGACAAUCCAUCCAGCUGUAUCACCACCACCCAUAGACCUUUAUUUACAAAGCAUGCAUCGGGCUGACUGUGUUCUAUAUGUAGUUGAAAGAGAUGUAACGCAUGCUUGUAAACAAAUACUAUAUUUUUGUAAAUGUGUUGUUUUUACUGGAGAAAGCCUCUCACUGGAUAAGUCGUUACACUGGGGGUUUUGUUGGAACGGUUCACAAUGUUGCCAAAAAUUCAGCUCCAGGAGGUCGUCCUGUGGUGAACUCUUUCUCAAAGUCUUAUUGUUCCUCCUACAGAGACGUGCAUCACGUGCCACUUUUCCUUCUCCUCUGACAAAAGGCACAAUCUUCAACUUGAUAUAGUGGAGUCACAGAGAAUGAUGAAUAUGUGAUUUUUCUUGAUAAAGUUUGAAGUUUUUUAGAUUUUUUUUUUUUCUUUCUUUUUUACUUUGAGUUUUGCUGCACUGUCUUCAAAGAUGUAUCCUGACAGUCUGGGUCAUGUAUGGCUUUGUAGUGUCUUAAAGGAAUGCACCUCCGCUUCAAAGGUCUUCAAGUGAAAAGAAGUCCACAGAUGUUUCACAUGUGUCAUGCUGUACUUCCACUCCUUCAGCCCAUAUUGCAAAUCAAACAGGCUUUGCACUACGUGUCACUGAAAGCACAAACCACUAGUUCUUAAUCAUUCAUGAAUAUAAUUGAGGAUUGGGAGGUUGUCUGGGGGUUAUUUAUAACAUGUGGAUCACAGACCUCAUAACUCAAAUUCUAAUACUUUCAGAACAUCUUCUGGGAUCGAUUUGAAAAGUGUCUUGUUGCUCUGUCUCUUUUAGCAUCCAUUUAUUGACCUUUUUUUAUAUCUAUAUUUUCAAAUGUCGGCACAAUUCCAAUAGGAUGAAGUAAAAGGGAAUCAUUGACUGCUUAUAUUUUUAUAGUCCAUCUAUGUGGAGAGAGAGUUUGAUUAUGACGUACCUAGAUCUAGUGUGCAGUUCUGUAAAUGCUCGAUUAAAAGUGGUUUUCAAAGUGUGGGGUGGGUCUCCCCUGGAGGGCGCCAGAGGGCUUCAAUGGGGGACACAACUGAAGGAAAAAUCUUGAGUGCAGGGGGCUUCCUUCUCCAAGCAGAAUUAAAAGAAAAAAUGAUCUUGAUUGUUAAGGGAUAAUAGUUUUUCAUAAAGCUUCAUUAUAUUAAAACACGUCUUCAGACGUGAAAUUAAUAGCAGUGUAAUAGAGAUGUGAUAGUGCAGUGGGGUUAGUUUUGAAUUUGGUGUGAAAUGGGUAAGUCAACGGUGUUAAGUUUCAGGUGAGAUGAAAACUAUAGACUCAGUGAUUAGUAGAGAGAAGUGAAAUGACAGAAUCUACUUCAGUGUAAAACCACAACAGUUAAAGUCUGGGGGUGAAGGGGAUGCCUUUUCCCAGGAUCAUGUGCUUUUUGCUGUUUGUUUGUUUUUUUUAAACCUUUGUGAAAAAGUUGCAGACUAUGUAAAAACACAUGUUCUUUCUGGCAUGAGAUUUUUUUCCAAACUGAAAGGGGGAAACUCACCCUCCCACACUUUGAAACGUCUUGAUUCAUCCCCCUCUGUGAGACCUUUAUGUUGUAUUUUUUUUUUUUUAAGUUAGCUUUACUUUCCAAAAAGAAAAAACAAAAAACAAUGUAACA
Messenger RNA from Salarias fasciatus (jewelled blenny), 4209 nucleotides. It is a transcript of the gene fzd6, whose product is annotated as frizzled class receptor 6. Gene Ontology annotation, biological process: non-canonical Wnt signaling pathway; canonical Wnt signaling pathway. The transcript has 8 exons. Gene Ontology annotation, cellular component: plasma membrane. Gene Ontology annotation, molecular function: Wnt-protein binding; Wnt receptor activity. The record is from RefSeq and is a predicted model, not a curated record. Bases 353 to 2404 code for a protein of 683 amino acids. NCBI's taxonomy places the organism in Eukaryota, Metazoa, Chordata, Actinopteri, Blenniiformes, Blenniidae.